Messenger RNA from Arvicola amphibius (Eurasian water vole), 1440 nucleotides. It is a transcript of the gene Cltrn, whose product is annotated as collectrin, amino acid transport regulator. The transcript has 7 exons. Lineage: Eukaryota; Metazoa; Chordata; Mammalia; Rodentia; Cricetidae. The record is from RefSeq and is a predicted model, not a curated record. The coding region runs from base 218 to 886 and encodes 222 amino acids.
GUUCAAAUUCCAACAUCAUACCACCUUGUUCUGAUUGCGCCACCAUAAUGAGUGAAAACAGCAUUUCCUCAGAACACACAAGAAGACCCACAACUGUCAGAUGGUGGCUCGCUGAUUUCUCUGAUACCCUAAUCCGGUUCACAGAAUAGUUAAAGCAGCUUUAAGUGGAGAGGGGAUUUUUUCCCCCAGUUUGUCUUCUGUUUUUGACUCUGAAAGAAUGUUGUGGUCGCUCUUGUUCCUGGUGACUGCCAUUCAUGCUGAACUCUGUCGUCCAGAUGCAGAAAAUGCCUUUAAAGUGAGACUUAGCAUCAGAACCGCUCUUGGAGAUAAAGCAUAUGUCUGGGGCACAGAUGAAGAAUAUCUCUUCAAAGCAAUGGUAGCAUUCGCCAUGAGAAAAGUUCCCAACAGGGAAACAACAGAAAUUUCCCAUGUCCUGCUUUGCAACGUAACCCAGAGGGUAUCAUUCUGGUUUGUGGUGACAGACCCUUCCAAAAACCAUACUCUUCCUGCAGCUGAAGUACAGUCGGCCAUAAGAAUGAAUAGGAACCGGAUCAAUAAUGCCUUCUUUUUGGAUGAUCAUACUCUGGAAUUUUUAAAAAUUCCUUCCACUCUUGCACCCCCCACGGAUCCAUCUGUGCCCGUCUGGAUUAUUGUAUUUGGUGUCAUAUUUUGCAUUGUCAUAGUUGCCAUUGCACUACUGGUUCUAUCAGGAAUCCGGCAACGACGGAGGAACAGCAGAAGAUCGCCUGGAGUGGAAGACGCAGAAGACAAGUGUGAGAACAUCAUCACAAUUGAAAAUAGCAUCCCCUGCGAUCCCUUGGACAUAAAGGGAGGGCACAUUAAUGAUGGCUUCUUGGCAGAGGAUGAACGCCUCACUCCUCUCUGAGAGUAGCAGCUGCUUGGCAGAUUUAUUUGGUUUCACCCCUCUUUUUAUGUAAGAAAUUUUCAAUAUGCCUGAAUGUGGUAGACAACGAAUUAUACCCACAAAGACCACCGAGAUCAUAAGGUGUUGAGUUCUCAGAGUAUUCUAGGAUGUUUUUCCUGAUAACUGAGUGUGUAAGUGUGGUCAUGUGUGUUCGUAGCUUGUGAUUUGAGCAUUUCUAGAAAUAAAGUCAGGGCUAUAAUUGCAUUUCACAGUUUGAAGACCUAAGGGGGAAAAUCAUUUUCCCGCAGUGGAGAACAGCUGUAACAAUGGCAUAGAGACCAUUGAAAAUGGAUCUUUUAAAAAUAUUGUUUAUAUUACUCUGUAUAUGAUGAAGUGAGGAAAAGGAAAUAUAGGAUGGAUAAAAAUGGAAUUUUAUUCUGUUCUCACGUCAACAGCUGCUUGUAUAUUUUCUGCAUAUCAGUUUUCGGUGGGGCAAGCAGAUUUAUUUGUUGUUGACUAUUUGCAAUUUGUACAAGUCCUGUCUAUGCUAAUUUAAUAAAGCACUAAGCAUCUAA